AUGCAACCAAGUGAAGGGACUGGUGAUAUUGCACUUGUAGAGAGAGAAGAAGAAAUUUUCACAGCCAUGAAGAAUGUUCAGUGUGAAUAUAUUGCCAAGAGUAUGGAAUUUCUAAAUUAUUUCGAAAGUGAUGGUAGUGGUGGUUACAUUGGAAUUGUAAUGCCAUUUUACAAGUUUGGAGAUUUGGAAACAUUUAUUGAAAGAUAUUUCACAUCAAGAGGAAAGAGAUUGACUGAUUUUCUAAUUGGUCAAAUCAUGACACAAUUAUGUAUUGCUGUCAAUUUAUCACACAAACAUAAUCUUGUUCAUUGUGAUAUCAAACUUUCAAACAUUCUUGUCAAAUCAUUUGAUGAAGAAAAUGAAACAUUUAUUGAGAUUGCAUUGGCUGACUUUGGAGAAACCUUUCGAACUGAUCACACAACCAAUACAGAUAAAAAGGGAACAGAUGACUACUUACCACCAGAGGCCUUUGAUGGCAAGUACGGAUUCAAGAUUGAUUGCUGUAGUAUGGGUGUUGUCCUUUUCAAAUUGCUUUGUCCACCAACUGAUGUAUCUAUUAGAAACUAUUUGGGAGAAUGUCAAACUAAAUACAAACACAAACAGCGUAACAUUUUCUUUAGCCAUUAUUGGUCAAAGAAGUUGGCGAAAUACAUGUCUGGUAUUGAAUAUCUCAAAGAUCAACCAUUACUACUUUCAAUGGUGAAUGGAUUUCUAACUUACGACAAGGAAAGUAGACUCACCAUAUUGAAUGCUCUCGAUCUAUGUUGCAUGAUUAUUAUGAUGCACAUACAUGGACAGAAUAAUAGUGUAAACUUAGACAAUUUGGAGAAUCCUUCACCUGUUUUGAUACUAUAUGAUCAAUUAUCAUUGAUUUCAGAUUUCAAUAAUGGUUCAAUGGAAUUGUUAUCCAAAUAUUACAAUGAAACGAAGCAAGGAAAUAGUUUAGGUAUUGCAUACAUGGUAGGAUUAAUCUUUUGUAGCAGUCUAUUGAAAAGAGAUUUCAGAAUUUGGGAAUUUCAAUUUAAUUUACAAACACCCAUUACCGAUACAGCAACAUUGGACAAAAUGAUACAAGAUCUUGAUCAACUAUCACUGAAAAUUAAGACCAAUGAGCCAUACUUGGGCUUUAUAUUUGAACAAUUACAUGCCAUUUCACUAAUGAACAAGAAAAUGCCUGAAAAAUCUUUACAAAGAUUGGAAAACUCUACAAAUUCAUUCUUCACAUUGGCAUGCCAAAAAAAAAAGUUACUACUUGUAGAAUUAUUGAAUGGAAUGACUUAUUCGUUGGUAGAUGAAUAUUCCAAGCUAAUCAAACUUUAUGGUGACAAGAGUAUGCUCUCUGGAUACUUUUAUUACAAAAGGGGUGUAAUGUUAUUCACCCUUUCUAAUGAUCAUCAAAAUGGUAUAGCUGACUUGAUACAUGCAAGGAAUUUAUCACCAAAUAGUUUGGGAUUAUAUGCAAUUAUGGUAAACUGCUUUUUAACUAUUGGCAGUAUUGAAAAUGCAAAACAAGUGUUUGAGCAAAUGUUGUUAUUGUCUGAGCACUUUGAGAUUAAUAGGUUAAACUUUAUUGCAAUGUUUUUAUCCAAUUGUUUAGGUUAUUUGGAUAAAGCAUUGGAAUAUGGUGAAAAACUUACUAGUCAAGAACUGUAUAGCAAGGACCCUGUAUUACUUCUCUUUUUAUCCAGAAUCUGUAGUAAUAGAGGCGAUAGCUCAAUGGAAUUGGGUUAUAUAGAAACGGCAUUGGAUAUAGAUCCACAUUGUUAUCAAGCUCACCAAAUGAAAAUCCUAUUUUAUAGAGCAGCUUUGGAUUUCACAGCAGAAAAAGAAGCUUUGCUCAAGUAUACAGCUCUGAAAAGGCAAAACCUUUUGCAUACCUCUGAAUUUCCCAUUGAACUUUUACCACUAUUACCAGAUGGCUCACCUCUUCCAAUAUUAUUACUAAAUGAACCUGAAAAGGAUGUUACAAGAAUUAAGGAAAUUACUUUUAAGGAAGCUGAGAAGACUGUUCAACAAUUUGAAACCAUUCAACCAUCACUAAUGCAAGAACCUACCACAAAUGAUUCAAUUCUUUCACCAGAAAUCAUCAUGCAAAUCAAAGUGAAAUUCAAAGGGAAAAACAAUGCUGUUUUCAUUGAUAUUUUGAAAACAGAUACAGACAUUCGUCAAGUAUUAGAUCGCUUGAAUAAGAUUGGAAACGAAAAGAGUACAGCAUAUGUUAAUAGAGUGGCAUUUUCAAUAGUGAAAGACGAUGAUUGUAUUUUAAUUACAUCAAUUCAUCAAUUAUCUAAAUAUGAUGAAGUAGUGGCUCUCACAAGUGAUGAAGAAAAAGAGUUUUGGGCGUAAAGUUCUAGAAAUGUUGGCAAAUCUGAAUUGUUGUUGUUCAGGAAUUUUAUUAAUAAAGGGAUAUAAAUGGAUAGAAUUAUC
Molecule: messenger RNA, 2427 nt
Organism: Naegleria gruberi
Lineage: Eukaryota; Heterolobosea; Eutetramitea; Acrasida; Naegleriidae
Product: serine/threonine protein kinase
Exons: 1
Coding region: 1-2346 (781 amino acids)
Biological process (GO): protein phosphorylation; mitotic DNA damage checkpoint signaling
Cellular component (GO): nucleus
Molecular function (GO): protein binding; ATP binding; protein serine/threonine kinase activity
Source: RefSeq, a predicted model, not a curated record